Molecule: messenger RNA, 2161 nt
Organism: Homalodisca vitripennis (glassy-winged sharpshooter)
Lineage: Eukaryota; Metazoa; Arthropoda; Insecta; Hemiptera; Cicadellidae
Gene: eEFSec
Product: selenocysteine-specific elongation factor
Exons: 5
Coding region: 270-1922 (550 amino acids)
Biological process (GO): selenocysteine incorporation
Molecular function (GO): translation elongation factor activity; GTPase activity; GTP binding
Source: RefSeq, a predicted model, not a curated record
UUUUUUAAGGAAUGUGUUCAAAGAUAACCUAACUAACCUAGCUAUCGUAUCGUUCUAUUAUAAGUUAUUACGAAUUUUCUAAUAUAGAAACUAUUAGUUUUAUUGAUAAACGCUACGUUUUUAAAAUCUAAUGGAUGAGACUUUAAAGAUUAGAAGAUCAACUGCAAUAGUUAGUUGUAUGAGAAGUGUAUUUGAAUUUUAAAAUGUUUUGUGCAUAACACCAUUUCAAUUGUGAAUCAUAGCCUAGCUUGUUUAAAAUCACAUUUAAAAUGGACACAUUAAACAUUAACAUAGGUGUGUUAGGGCAUGUGGACAGUGGGAAAACAUCACUAACCAAAGUUUUGAGCAGUACCACCAGUACUGCAUGUUUUGAUAAAAAUCCUCAAUCACAAGAGCGUGGAAUUACUAUAGAUCUUGGUUUUAGUUCCUUAGCAAUUGACUUUCCAAAAACAAUUAAUAUUCAGUCUGACAAACCUUACAGUAAUCUGCAAUAUACAUUUGUUGAUUGUCCAGGACAUGCAUCUUUGAUAAGAACAAUCAUAGGUGGUGCACAGAUUAUAGAUCUAAUGCUUCUUGUGGUUGAUAUCACUAAAGGAAUACAAACACAAACAGCGGAAUGUCUAGUUAUUGGAGAAAUUCUUUGUCCUAAAAUGAUAGUCGUUUUGAACAAAAUUGAUCAGAUUGAAGAAUCAAAACGACAACAGGUAAUUGAAAAGAUGAAAAAGAAGAUAAAACUUACAUUAUCAAAGACAAUAUUCGGAGACUCACCUGUUGUCAGUGUGGCAGCAAACCCUGGGAAUAGUCCAGCUUUAGGGAUUGCUGAACUUCUUGAGGUCUUGGAGAGCCAUGUGUAUUUACCAGAGAGACAUCCUGAAAAACCUGCUGUAUUCUCUGUAGAUCAUUGCUUCAGCAUCCGUGGCCAAGGCACUGUCAUGACAGGCACACUGUGGCAGGGUACCAUCAGAGUCAAUGAUGUGAUUGAAAUUCCAUCUUUGAGUCUAACAAAGAAAGUGAAAUCCAUCCAGAUCUACAGGAAAAAUGUGGAGAAGGGAGAAGCUGGAGAUCGAAUGGCGGUUUGUGUCACACAGUUUGACCCCAAGCUGCUGGAGAGAGGCAUUGUCAGUGCACCGGGACUCAUCUCUCAUGUCUACGCUGCUAUCACUUCUAUACACAAAGUCAAAUAUUACAAGCAGGCGAUCGGCUCCAACUCUAAAUUCCACAUUAGCAUCGGUCAUGAGACAGUUAUUGGGAAACUAACAAUUUUUGGUCCUCCUGAUUCUUUAAAUAAAAGUCCAUUUAAUAUGGAAGAGGAGUAUUUGUAUCGUAGUUCAUUAUUUGAUCCAUCGUUUGAUGAGGCAAAUAAAAACGAAAACGAUGAGGACCUAUUUGCUCUUCUGGAGUUCGAGAAGCCGAUUUUAAUAGUACCCGAGUCACUUUACAUAAGUUCAAAACUUGACAUGGACAUCCAUACCAAUAACUGUCGUAUAGCGUUUUACGGGAGGAUUGUCGAAGCGUUUUCUGACAAAACUUAUCACCAGACACUACUACCUAAACUGAAAAUAUACAAAAACAAAAGCAAGUCUGGAGUGGUCGACAGGAUUGUAAAUGAAUAUGAAGUAGUUUGCAAAGACAUGUUUAAGAAGGAGACAAGGCUUGAUUUGUUUACUGGCUUAAGAGUGAGUCUGUCCUCAGGAGAAAAUGGCGUCAUAGAAGGUUGCUUUGGGCAAAGUGGCAAAAUAAGAGUGAGAAUACCUCAAGGUCUGAAACCAGAUACUGUUAGCAAAUUUGGUUCAAAAAAGUCUAGGAAAGGAAAAACUGAAGAUGAGGAAACAUCCGUUAGAGAAUCACUAAAAGUAGAACUAAAAUUUAAGACGUAUGUUUUUAGUGAGAAUAAGAAAAUUGUUCAAGGUAAAGAAGACUAAGUUUUGUGUACUAAGAGAAUAGAUUUCAUUAGUGGUAAACUAAAUCAGUACAUUGAUGUUAAUAUCUUAACUGAACAAUAUCCUAGCCAACUGAUUGUAAAAUAUAAUUAUGUUUCAAACAACAGAAGCUGUAAAUAAUAUAUUACAUUUCAUUAUGUAACUUAAGACUGUCAAUAGAAGUAUAUAAAAUAUAUUGUUUUUAUAACUUGUUUUUGUAAAUAAAUAUGUUUUGUUAAAAA